Penicilliopsis zonata CBS 506.65 is the source of this 1515-nucleotide messenger RNA. RefSeq lists its product as hypothetical. Bases 1 to 1515 code for a protein of 504 amino acids. The record is from RefSeq and is a predicted model, not a curated record. The transcript is spliced from 2 exons. Gene Ontology annotation, molecular function: zinc ion binding; DNA-binding transcription factor activity, RNA polymerase II-specific. Lineage: Eukaryota; Fungi; Ascomycota; Eurotiomycetes; Eurotiales; Aspergillaceae. Gene Ontology annotation, biological process: regulation of DNA-templated transcription.
AUGGUGUUUCGCGGACGCGUGUCGAGGAGCUGUGAGAACUGCCGAGCAGUGAAGCGAAGAUGCGACCAGCAAGUCCCCCAUUGCGGCCAAUGCCGACGCAUGGGCGAAGACUGUCCCGGAUACCGCGACGAAUGGGAGCUGAUGUUCCGCAACCAGACAGACAUGACGAUUAAACGGUCGAAAGGGAAAUCCACCCGACGGAGAGCGGUCGUGAAGACGCAGCAGAAUAAUACCAACAGACCGGGUCAUGGUCUGGCGCCGGGCGUGGAUGAACUCGGCGUGAACUACUUCCUCCACAACUUUGUGAUUGGCGGGAAAUCCCCCUCGCAUGGCUAUCUGAAUUAUAUCCCCGCCGUCUAUAUGGCGGACGGGGAACACCCGACCCUCGUCAGCAGUAUGGCGGCUGUGGGACUGGUGGCCCUGGCGCGAUCGACGCAACAACCGGAACUGGUGCAGUAUGCGCGCGCAAAGUACUCCGAGGCGAUCGGGCACGUCAACCACGCGCUGGCCUCGCCGACCGAAUCCGUCAAGGACAGCACGUUGAUGGCGGUGAUUUCGCUCGGGGUGUUUGAGCUCGGGUUCGACGUGGAUCUCUGGGUGCGGCAUGUGCAGGGGGCCGCGGCGUUGGUGGUUCUGCGAGGCAAGAAACAGUUCACGAGCAAAGCGUCGAUCCUCAUGUUCAACCAGGUGCGCGCCGAUAUGGUCAUCGCCUGUCUGCAUACCGUGCAACCGUUCCCACCGGAGAUCGUCGAGCUGCAACAGGCUGCGACUGACCAUUCCGAUACAUCGAGUGCCUUUUGGUUACUGGGUGUGUUGGCGCCCCGGUGUGCGAAUGUCUUCCACCGGUUCACGCGAAACACGGGCGAGAUCCCCUGGCUGGAGCUGCUGGAGGAAGCCACCGGCGUCCAGGACGAUAUCGAACAUAUCGCGAGUCUGUUGGAAGUGCAGGCGCCGUAUACCACCACCUACGAGUCCACGGCGGAUCCGGACCGCGUGUAUAACGGGCGGGUGGACGUGUAUGCCUCCUUCUGGGCCAUCCGGGUGUGGAACAAUAUGCGCAAUUGCCAGAUCAUCGUCAGCCAGAUCGUGUGUUCGCUGUUGACCACUGCUCUUGACACAGACCUCGCUCCAGACCUUGCCCCAGACCUGAAGGCGUACUGCCGGGCGAAGCUGAAGGAGACGCUCCAGUUACUGGUGAAAAUCGGCGACGAUAUGCUGGCCUCGAUUCCGCAGGCAUUAGGAUUGACCUCGGGGAGUAAUACUAUAUCGACACAGUCGAAACCUCAGUCGAGUAUGAAUCCAUCGCCUCUGCCCUCGCACACCAGUCUAUCCGCCGGACUCAUGCUCCUCUGGUGUCUGUAUACCGUGGGGAUGUCGCCGGUGAUCACCAGCAAAGCGCGGCGGUGGGUGAUUCAGCGGAUGACGGAUAUCGGGAAGAAUGCAGGGAUCAGUUUUGCCUUGCAUCUGGUCAAGGAUCUGGUGCGGAGCGAUGAAUUAUUAAUUGACAGUCCAUAG